Messenger RNA from Blumeria graminis f. sp. triticale, 2874 nucleotides. The record is from the annotation of a GenBank genome assembly. NCBI's taxonomy places the organism in Eukaryota, Fungi, Ascomycota, Leotiomycetes, Helotiales, Erysiphaceae.
AUGACAUCUUCAUCCACUAGCAUAUCAAUAGGAAGCCUUGAUGCCCUUCUAUAUCGUCUUGAAACACUUCAAAGCAUACCCGAACUAUCAGAUCUCGUGACAUUGUAUCAUGAUGGCGACUACAAAACCAUUUUACAAACACCCGCAUCCCAAUCUUUAAUUCAAGGAUAUGUGGAAAAUCUAAAUACUAAUGAGCUGGCACACCAGAUAUCAUUUGCGGAAGAGGAGUUGGGUGGUAAGGUGGGUCCUUUGAAAGUUUUCAUCAUUGGAUUAGCAGCUUUCGAUGCAUUCCUUCAAGCGAAUGUAACGGGUCCGCCGUCCGACUGGCACCAAGUUUACCCAGCGCGAGAAGAGACCAGAGCUAAAUGCCUUAAGGCCCUUGAGGUUGAUGGUGUCUCGAUUUAUCAACAUAUUCCUCACAUUGAGCUUUUCUGCCUAGCUCGGGAUAUUUUUACGCACUUCUUUCCUCGGGAGAUUGACCAAAUUGUGACUGACUGUAAAUGGAUGCGCCUUCGCAUUAAUUCCUUUCAUCAAAGAAUGCUCUCUACAUUUUCGGGAGGUCGAUUAAGCGACUCCAAUUUGUUACAGGAUGAAAUGGAUAUGCUACUAAAGGAACUAGACGAGGAGAUACUCAGUUCGGACUCAGAGUUUUCGACUGGGCAAAAGAUACAAUACUUACUGGAAAAGGUGCAAACUUACAUUAUGCAGGGUCUAGAAUCCAAGGCUAGGGAGGAGCUACAAAGAGCCAAGACUAUUUCUGGGUUUAGACAUGUACUCAGUGGGGCUUUGGGAAAAAAGACCAAAUUUCAGGAGGAUAAUUUAUCACAGUUGGUCGUAUUUGCGAAGAGUAAAUGCUUCGAAAAAAUACAGGAUCAACUCUCCUCCACUCACAAUGGAGACUCAACAUCAGUAGCGGUUCCUGAGGCAUUUGAUUUAAACGAUGAUACCCUCCUAGAAUCAAUAUCAUUCGUCAAAUCCGGGCAGGAUAAAAUAGACUCGAAACUGCCCCCUGAGCUAGCAGAUCUCGAACCGGAUAAUCAACCUAAUCUGAGCCCACUAGACCAAAUAACCCUCCUGACUGAGGCGACAUUGAAAGACAAUUUCUCACCACUAGAUGCCCUAAAGAGUGAGGAAAUAUUACCCUAUGCCACCCGAGUAUUAAUGGAUAAGCCCACAAAUUGGCAGAUAUACACGCAGGCGCUUAUCGUCCGUUCUAGGAUUGAAUCACACCGUUCGCGAACAAAAGAACGUAGUAUCUUGCAAUUACAGGCUGUUGUGGAUCAAAUAAUUGCUGACACUCAAGAAAAUUUGGAGCCAAAAGACCCCAAUGGGAUUCCGGAGAUACAAGUAACCUCUUUCUUGCCUAAAGCCAAAUUACAUGAAUCAGCUCCUGUUCGGGAGCGACUAAAGUAUGUUCAUUCUCUAAACACCCCCUCAAGGUUUGAGCUGGAAACCGAACUAGCAUAUGCAUGGGCAGCUGUGGGGUCGAUGUUCUCGGCCCUAGAGAUCUUCAAGCGUCUUCACCUGUGGGCUGAAGUGGCUCUGUGCUAUCAUUCGGCGUCUCAAGAAAAUAAAGCACGACGAAUAAUUCGUCGUCAACUUUAUUAUUCUGUCAAGGGUGAAGUUAUAGAUCACUAUGAUAUUGGAGCACCGGAAGUAGCUUCAGAAGAAUGGGAGGGUGACAUACGACCGUCUCCGCCCCAUGCGCCGCGACUAUGGUGCAUCUUGGGUGAUCUUGAUAAUGAUCCUGAAUGUUGGAAACGCGCGUGGGAGAUAAGUAACCACCGCUAUGCACGCGCCCAGCGCACUCUUGGCGAGUAUUGGGUCAAGUCUGGCGACCUCGAGAUGGCCAGGGAAGCAUAUGUUCAAGCCUCAAGUGUGAAUCGCCAAAAUGAGGACACAUGGUCACGUCUGGGCGAUCUUAAUCUAAAGCUAGGGAAAUGGGAUGAUGCAAUCGCAUCAUUUCAAUAUGCUAUUACGCUGGAUGAUAGAAAUGCUACCACAUAUUCGAAUCUUGGCUCUGCCUUGAUCUCAAAACAUAAGUAUAUUAGUGCUCUACAAAAAGCAGCCAAUAAAAAGGCAGAUAGUGAGCCUACAAAAGAAUUGCUCAAUCUAAUAGAGGGAGAAGUUGAGAUUAGUUGUACACACCGCCAAUAUCAAGAUCCUAAAGUAAUUCUUGAACAAGCUAUGAGGGCUUUCAAGCGGGGAGCUAGCCUUGCCCACACAAACUGGCGGAUGUGGGACAAUGUUCUGACCGUGGCACUUAACCUGUGCCCUCCAUUUUUUCCAGAUGUACUAUUGGCUCUUCGCAACAUAGUCAGAAUACGUGCACCAAGCCUAGGAGAGAACUCCGUAGAUAUUGAUGCACUUAGUCGUUUGGUCGCUGAGGUUAUAAGCCAAGAGCAUGUUGCGAAACCCCAUGCCUCUGUGGAAGAAUUAGCCGAUGAUGGCAUCUAUACGCUACCUCGUGGCUCAUUGGCUUACAAUACACUCUAUUUUCUCGAGACAGACGUUAUUCCACUAAUUACAGCGCGCGGCGAGCUGUAUGAGCUGGCCGAGAAAAUGGCCUUAUACCGAAAAGACUUUGCCGGCGCACUUGAAUUUGCAGAAAAGGCGUGGAGGAGUUGUAUGCGCGGCGAUGCGUGGCUAUUAGAAGAGCCUCGUUGGGCUACUGUUGUUCGUAGUACAGUGCGUCUGGUUGAUGGGUGGGAAAAUUACGGGCCGUUACUAAAGGCCAAAGAUGGCAUGAAUGUAGAGACGAUGUGGAAGGCAAAGGCCCGUAAGGCUCUGCAGGCUGUCCUUCGGAAAGCGGUAGAUACUUGGGAAGAAAGCGAAGGCUGGCAGGUUCUACAAGCAAGACUAGAUGACCUCUAA